AAGCUCCCUUAACCUGGGUCUUUGAUAUAUUUGAGGCAGUUGGCUCUUCAGUAGCAGCUUCAGUGCAGAUACUUCAAACAAAAUUAUGGAGCCUCAAAGUCAGGAUUUGAAGACAACACCAUCAUUGUCUUUAGAACGAUUUCACAUUUCUGAAGACUAUGGUUUUCUUCUUCCAAAUCCUCUGAAAGAACUUCCAGAUCAUUAUAGGCCUUGGAUGGAAAUAGCCAACAAACUUUCUCACUUGAUUGAAAGUCACCAGCUUCGAGCUCAAGUGAACAAGAUGCCCCUCCUGAACUGCCAGUUCCUCAAGAGUUACCGGCAACGGCGCCUGGCCCACUUGGUCCUGAGCUUCAUCUCCACCGGCUAUGUCUGGCAGGAAGGCGAGAGAGAGCCUGAAGAGGUUCUGCCAAGAAAUCUUGCCCUUCCCUUUGUCGAAGUCUCCAAGAACUUGGGGCUCCCUCCUAUCCUGGCCCACUCAGACCUGGUGCUGACAAACUGGACUAUGAGGAAUCCUGAAGGACCCAUGGAUAUCAGGAACUUGGACACUGUCAUCUCCCUUCCUGGGGGAGAAAGCCUGCGUGGCUUUAUACUGGUGACUGUGUUGGUGGAGAAAGCAGCAGUCCCUGGGAUUAAGGCACUUGUUCAGGCAGUGAAUGCCAUCUUGCAGCGCAGCCAGGACUCCCUGCUCCAAGCCUUGCAGCGACUGAGACACUGCAUUCAGGACAUCACCAGAACCUUGGGACAAAUGCACGAUUAUGUAGAUCCAGAUGUAUUUUAUACAGUCAUCCGGAUAUUUCUCUCUGGAUGGAGAGAUAACCCAGCAAUGCCUGCGGGGUUGACAUAUGAAGGAGUCUCUAAAGAGCCCCUGAAAUACUCUGGAGGGAGUGCAGCGCAGAGCACAGUGCUUCAUGCCUUCGAUGAGUUCUUAGGCAUUCGUCAUAGCCAGGAAAAUGCUGAUUUCCUGCACAGAAUGAGAGACUACAUGCCUCCUUCCCAUAAGGCCUUCAUAGAAGAAAUCCACUCGGCUCCUUCAUUGAGGGACCACGUCCUGUCCUCUGGAAAUGACCAACUUCUGACAGCCUAUAACCAGUGUACGGAGGCCCUGGCAGAGCUGCGCAGCUAUCACCUCACCAUAGUGGCCAAAUACCUCAUCACGGCUGCAGCCAAAGCAAAGGACAAGAGACCCAGCCAUCCCCCAGGACCACCCCAGGCCUUAGAACAGAGGGGCACAGGUGGAACUUCAGUGCUGAGGUUCCUGAAGAGUGUCAGGGAUAAAACUUUAGAGGCAAUCCUGUACCAGCAUGGUUAAGAGACUGCCCUUCCCAUGCAAUGCAAAACCAGCAAACUCGUUUCCCUCGCCCCCUCCCCCUCUUGGUGGCCAGGUGGGCCUAUAAAAUCAAAGUUGAGUUUUGUCUAGAAUAAUCCGAAAGAGACCUCAGCCCUAUUCACAUUCCUGCUCUAUAGAACUCUGUCUUCUCCUUUGUUGAGAGCUGUUAGUCUUCACAGAGGAGAAUGUUCAUGGCCAGAAAUUUCCGUUCCUUAUCUGAUUGUUGGUUAAUAGCAAACAGCUUUGGGCACUCUCUCAUUCAGAACCCCACAGAGGAGCUAGUGUACCCCUGUUGUCUUUGCAAAGUGAUAGGAAAACACUCUAAAUUUCAGAAACCAAAUAAAAUUGCCUGUG
This is a messenger RNA of Equus quagga, 1681 nucleotides long. It is a transcript of the gene IDO2, whose product is annotated as indoleamine 2,3-dioxygenase 2. Gene Ontology annotation, molecular function: indoleamine 2,3-dioxygenase activity; metal ion binding; heme binding. The coding region runs from base 86 to 1309 and encodes 407 amino acids. The transcript has 10 exons. The record is from RefSeq and is a predicted model, not a curated record. Gene Ontology annotation, cellular component: cytoplasm. Gene Ontology annotation, biological process: 'de novo' NAD+ biosynthetic process from L-tryptophan. Lineage: Eukaryota; Metazoa; Chordata; Mammalia; Perissodactyla; Equidae.